AGAUUUCUUCCAUUGAAUAAGAGGCCUCCUCCAACAUUAAUGGCAGCUUCUUCAAACAGCUGUGAGCCGAUUUAACAUAGACUCAUGGGCAACAAUGUGCCCUCAAGGACUGCCAGAGACUUUUUCAAACGAGGAGUUAAGUUCAAACUCUGCUAAACAUCAGUAGCUGGAAAUGAAGACACUUUCCUGGGUGGCGGACCUUGGUUCCCUCUGGAAAUAUUCUCCUGCGAGUAUUUAUUUGUCUGAAUCAACGCAACCCCGCGCCAUGGACCUCCUUGGGUUGCUGAAGUCUCAGUUCCUGUGCCACCUCGUGUUCUGUUACGUAUUUAUCGCCUCGGGGCUAAUAAUCAACACCGUUCAGCUCUUCACCCUCCUUCUCUGGCCAAUUAACAAGCAGCUCUUCAGGAGGAUCAACUGCAGACUGUCCUACUGCGUCUCCAGCCAGCUGGUGAUGUUGCUGGAGUGGUGGUCGGGCACGGAAUGCAUCAUCCAUACAGACCCCCAGGCCUACCCCAAGUACGGAAAGGAAAAUGCCAUCGUGGUUCUGAACCACAAGUUUGAGAUUGACUUUCUCUGUGGUUGGAGCCUGGCCGAACGCUUUGGGGUGUUAGGGGGCUCCAAAGUCCUGGCCAAGAAGGAGCUGGCCUACGUCCCGAUCAUCGGCUGGAUGUGGUACUUCACCGAGAUGGUCUUCUGCACACGCAAGUGGGAGCAAGACCGCAAGACCGUCUCGCAGAGCCUGCUGCACCUCCGGGAUUACCCCGAGAAGUACUUUUUCCUGAUUCACUGCGAGGGCACUCGCUUCACGGAGAAGAAGCACCAGAUCAGCAUGCAGGUGGCCCGAGCCAAGGGGCUGCCCAGCCUCAAGUACCACCUGCUGCCACGCACCAAAGGCUUCGCCGUCACCGUGAGGAGUUUGAGAAAUGUAGUUUCAGCUGUAUAUGACUGUACACUCAAUUUCAGAAAUAAUGAAAAUCCAACACUGUUGGGGGUCCUAAACGGGAAGAAAUAUCAUGCAGAUUUAUACGUCAGGCGGAUUCCUUUAGAAGAAGUCCCAGAAGACGAGGAUGAGUGUUCAGCCUGGCUGCACAAACUCUACCAGGAGAAGGAUGCCUUCCAGGAGGAGUACUACAGGACAGGCACCUUCCCAGAGACCCCCAUGGUGCCCCCCCGGCGGCCCUGGACGCUCAUCAACUGGCUGUUCUGGGCCUCCCUGCUGCUCUACCCUUUCUUCCGGUUCCUCACCAACAUGAUCAGCAGUGGGUCUUCCCUGACCCUGGCCAGCUUUGUCCUCGUCUUCUUUGUGGCCUCCAUGGGAGUCCGAUGGAUGAUUGGGGUGACAGAAAUCGACAAGGGCUCUGCCUACGGCAACAUCGACAGCAAGCAGAAACGGAACGACUGACCCCGGACACGUCAGCACCCAGAGGGGACCUUGGGGACUGGUGGACGCUGUCAUCCUUAGUGGGACCCAGGGACGAAGCGGGGUGAGCCCCUGCUGGGAAGCCAGGGAGUCUGGUCUCGAUGCCAGAUGGGGAGGAAGAUGUUCUUAAAUCUUUUUUCCCCCA
Prionailurus viverrinus (fishing cat) is the source of this 1565-nucleotide messenger RNA. RefSeq names its product 1-acylglycerol-3-phosphate O-acyltransferase 4 (gene AGPAT4). The record is from RefSeq and is a predicted model, not a curated record. Gene Ontology annotation, cellular component: mitochondrial outer membrane; endomembrane system. The transcript is spliced from 9 exons. The coding region runs from base 173 to 1402 and encodes 409 amino acids. Gene Ontology annotation, molecular function: 1-acylglycerol-3-phosphate O-acyltransferase activity. NCBI's taxonomy places the organism in Eukaryota, Metazoa, Chordata, Mammalia, Carnivora, Felidae.